ACCAAUUCACCCAGAAGGCUGUUAACUUCCUGUUGAAUUUCCAGCGCAAUAUUUUUCACGUUUUUCGCAGUUGUGAAAUACGUUGUUAAUCAAAUCAAAAAGAAGAAUUGUUUAUUUAUAGAAAAGUAACUGAAGUAAGACAGUCAUGCCGAAAAAUAAAGGAAAGGGAGGUAAAAAUCGCAGGAGAGGGAAGAACGAAAACGAAAAAGAAAAGAGGGAAUUGGUGUUUAAAGAUGAUGGUCAAGAAUAUGCUCAAGUUACAAAGAUGCUUGGCAAUGGAAGAUUAGAAGCUAUGUGUUUUGAUGGUGUUAAAAGAUUGUGUCACAUUAGAGGAAAAUUAAGGAAAAAGGUUUGGAUAAAUUCUGGAGACAUUAUUUUGCUGGGGUUGCGAGAUUACCAGGAUGCUAAGGCCGAUGUGAUAUUGAAAUAUACACCAGAUGAGGCUAGAAAUCUGAAAACAUACGGAGAACUGCCAGAAUCAGCUCGUAUUAAUGAGAAUGUUGAUGAUGGAGACCAGGAGGGAGACAACAUCACAUUUGACGACUUUGAUGGAUCAGAUGAUGAAAUUGAUGACAUAUGAUGAAGUUGGAUGUAAAGUCAUUGUGUAUGAAUGCUGUGGAAAAAAAAGAAUGCUUGGAAUCAGGAACAUUUUGUAUAUAGAAUAGGACAGUUAAUAAAUUUUUAGAAGACUUAGAAUUAAGUCUUCCAUGAGUAAGUCUUUCAGACAUUUGACUUGAACAGAGAUAGUAUAUGGAUACUACUGUGAUUUUCAUAAGGGAUUAUACAAUGUGUCUAACACAAUGGUUUCUAUUGUGUUAAAGAUGUAAACCUAGGCUGUGAAGGAUUAAUAAUUGAUAUACACAUGUUGCAGAUAGAUAUAAACCAUUUAUGUGUGUGUGUGUGUGUGUACUCAUACUUCUGUCUGGCUGGUAACAUUUAUGUAUUAAAUAGAAUACAGGCUGCAUUUCCAUAUCAGGGAAAUAGUAAUUAUGUCUCCCACCUGGUGUGGGAGACAUAUUAAUUUACUCCUGUCUCGUGUAUCUUUGUGUCACAGAUCUUGUCCGCACUGUAAGUCAAACAUUUCUCAUCCGAUCUUCACCAAACUUGAACAAAAUUUGUUUGCCAAUAAGUCCUCGGCCAAGUUCGAUAACUAGCCAAAUCGGCCCAGGCACUUCGGAAUUAUUUUGAUAAUCAAAGCACUGAAAGGCUGAUAAUACGGUUGUGGGAGACAUGCACUUUUCUCAAAAGCAGCUCUAGUUGUAAGUAAUAUCAAGAAAAUAAAUCAAGAAUUGACUCUUAGAAGGUCAAGUAUUUUUCAGAAUGCAUUUUACUUAAUUACUGUAAUACAGUAUCUGCCCUUUAUGCAGUUUAAACAGAGUUAUGGGACAAAAAGUUAUCAACUUCUCUUAAAGAAUCUGUACACAAGAAGAAUGAAUGAUGUUGCGUGAUGUUCAAUUUAUUAUUAUUUGUUAAAUCCAUGUUAGGAGAACCAGUACUGUUGUAAUACUUGAAAAUGUUUAUAAAAGCAUGUAUUUGUUUAAUGGUCAUUUGGAGAACUGUAUCUAGGUAAUGGCCUUUCGGGAAUAACUUUCAAACUGUUGCUAUGGGUCGAUCAGCUGAGGGUAACAGGCCUAAGUUUUGUCCCCAAAUACCAAGACAGAGGGACAGUAGUUUUGACUUGUUUCUAAAAAUCAUGUUCUAUUAUUGAAGUUGUUAAAAAUCUGUUGAUUCAACAGUGCUUUGAAAUGCGGUCUGUAAAACACGAGUAUCAGAUAAUAUUAGUUCUCGAUUGUCCAUUGUCUGUAUCAGUAAAUAGUUUCUACGUAAGAGGUUCAGUAGCUAGCAUACCGGGUAAAUAUUACAACAUAUGGUUAAAAAGCUCUUCUUAGUUUUAGAUUAACAAUCAUUUGGGUCAGUUCAUGUGGAAAUGUAAAAAAAUUUAAUGCAGAUAAUGAAAAAAAUGCUAUUAUUUAUUGUGUUUUGUAAAAGUUUUUAUUUAAUACGAAUAUGUCAUUGAAAAACUUGAUGUUUAACAUUGUUAAAUUGACAAUAUUACAAAUGCUUCAUGUAGAGUCAAGUAAUUUCUAACAGUUGAUUUCAUUUGAUUUAAAACAUUUUGGCCUUAGAGAUAUUUUAGAAGUAAUUACCGGUAAUAUGUAUUUAAAGAAGCUAUCACAAAGUAGUAGAUUGAAAAUAGGACUCACAAUUAAGAUUUUCUCAAUAUACAUGUACUUUUUGUAAGGUUUUGACAGUAUACUUAAUGUUAAGAUUUUCUCAAUAUACAGUGUGUUAAGUUUUCUCAGUACACAAAGUUAAUCAAAAUAAUGGUUCACAGGUCUACAACGAUGUAAACCAAAUAUGUGUAGCUUUUUGUGCCUCUUUGUUUCAUUAUUGUUUUGUCUUAAGUCUGCAAAACUUUAUUUAAAUAUCUGGGUUCUCUGGUCUUUGUUUUCUCAAUUAUGUCAUGUCAAAUAAUCUCCAUCAUUUAAAUGAAAAAAAAAACAAGAAAAAAAGAAAGAUAUUUCAAAUUGAUAUUGUUCUCCGAGAGAAAAAAAAUGUUAAAAAUUUUGAACAUCAAUAAAAAUUAAUAAAACAUUUCCAUUUAAA
Molecule: messenger RNA, 2607 nt
Organism: Mercenaria mercenaria
Lineage: Eukaryota; Metazoa; Mollusca; Bivalvia; Venerida; Veneridae
Product: eukaryotic translation initiation factor 1A, X-chromosomal-like
Exons: 6
Coding region: 146-580 (144 amino acids)
Biological process (GO): translational initiation
Cellular component (GO): cytoplasm
Molecular function (GO): translation initiation factor activity; RNA binding
Source: RefSeq, a predicted model, not a curated record